AUGACGGAUUGGCUCACCAAAGAGCUUGAACGAAAACGAACCACUUUCGAAAGCGAUGAUUUCGUGCGGCCCUCGUUAACACGUAUCAAAGAAUGGAAUGACUUGCUAAAGGAAGAACACGCCUCAUUGAUCACCAGAUCCAGUGGACGUCGAAGUGUCUUGCGUCGCGCACGGGAUGUUAUGCGAAAGGUUUUGGACAAAGUUGGCCCUGAAGUACUCCUAUUGCUUGUCACAACAGUGCAAAUAGCAAAGAGGGCAACGCUAGAUCAUAAGACGCUCGUGCCUAAGCUGCAGACGUGGUGGGCUGCAGUCUUACAUCCUCCAGCGCUCACUGCAGUCGCCAAUAAUUGUUUCAAAGCGCGCGGUCAAACAACACUGACUCAGGAAAUUCCAACCAAAGUCAUUCCCACUAGACAACGAGCAGUACAUGAGUUUGAAUACGCUAUUGUCCUUGCGUCUCAGAGCAUCCCGGACUUAAACGAUCGGCAUGCAUGGCUGAUGAGUACUCUCGUUCACGUGCAAUCAUUGCAACAAUCUAGCUGCGCGGACGAGACAGCAGAUCGUCUCCACGUCGCUGAGAUAGCGGAUCUGGAUGAGAUAGAAAGUUAUCUCGGGCGCUACCUUUAUUUACGUGUUCAGGCUAGUCACACGAGACGCGCCGAGGAGUUGGAUGGUUUUAAGGGCACGAACGCCGUUCGUCUAUACCUUGCGCAUGAGCUUGGAGAAGAUUUCAGAUUAGAGGUUAAGAUAGAUACAUUGUACGCGAAGCCCAUCAGCGAAGAUACACGCUUAAUGGACGACUGGGAGGAGAUACUCGGAACCUUUCUUUAUGCAGGUAUGAAGGCUAGCAGAUCUAGGAAGAUUGAGGAAAAGCUAGGUUUGAAGCUUACUGGCGCUGCAAGGAUCUCACCUCCAGAAAACGGUGCCUACGAUAGCAGAUUGAACGUCAUGUUAGAUUUCGACACAGGCUACAAGGCGUGGCUAGGCUUAUUUCGUCGCUAA
Molecule: messenger RNA, 1002 nt
Organism: Bipolaris oryzae ATCC 44560
Lineage: Eukaryota; Fungi; Ascomycota; Dothideomycetes; Pleosporales; Pleosporaceae
Exons: 2
Coding region: 1-1002 (333 amino acids)
Source: RefSeq, a predicted model, not a curated record